Messenger RNA from Halichondria panicea, 1517 nucleotides. RefSeq names its product exosome complex component RRP45-like. The record is from RefSeq and is a predicted model, not a curated record. The coding region runs from base 63 to 1430 and encodes 455 amino acids. Gene Ontology annotation, biological process: nuclear polyadenylation-dependent mRNA catabolic process; nuclear mRNA surveillance; U5 snRNA 3'-end processing. The transcript is spliced from 10 exons. NCBI's taxonomy places the organism in Eukaryota, Metazoa, Porifera, Demospongiae, Suberitida, Halichondriidae. Gene Ontology annotation, molecular function: mRNA 3'-UTR AU-rich region binding. Gene Ontology annotation, cellular component: nuclear exosome (RNase complex); cytoplasmic exosome (RNase complex).
UGAGCUAGAUUACGGAUGCCACGUGGUGUUUAAUGUGCAUUUAAAAGAAUCCACUGUACAAGAUGAACAGAGGAAAACAAGCUCCUUUGAGCCUCUGUGAAAAGAAUUUUAUGCUUGAAGCUAUCAAAGAGAGCAAGAGACUGGAUGGCAGAGAGGUGUACGACUAUAGAGCUAUUGAGAUCAAGCUGGGCACCUCCCCUGGUCAUGUGGAGGUCAUGUUGGGAGAUACAAGAGUGUUAGCGUGUGUCUCCUGUCGUGUGAUCCGGCCACGCCCCCAAAGACCGACAGAGGGUCAGAUGCACUUCAAUGUGGAGCUCUCUCCUAUGGCUUCUCCCAGCUUUGAAGUGGGUCGUCCGUCCAGCGUUGCCACAGUGAUAACGAGGACGUUGGAGAGGUGUGUGAAAGAGUCGAGGGCAGUGGACACAGAGUCACUGUGCAUCAUCGCCGGCCAGAAGGUCUGGGAGGUGAGGGUGGAUGUGCAUGUGCUGGACCACUGCGGAAACAUCAUUGAUUGUGCGGCCAUCGCCACGCUUACUGCCCUCAAACAUUUCAGGCGGCCGGACGUCACUGUUAUCGGUGAAGAGGCUACAAUACACCCAGUCACAGAGCGAGACCCUGUUCCCCUCAGUGUUCACCAUAUGCCGCUGUGUUUCACUUUCGCUUUCUUUCACGGAGGUGAACGCCUUCUUGUGGACCCGUCUCUAUCAGAGGAGGGGGUGAUGGAGGGACAACUCGUCAUAGCAAUGAACGUACACAGGGAGAUAUGUGCCCUACAGAUGACAGGGGGUGUGGCCAUCGAGCAGGAUCAGGUCAUGAGGUGUACACAGAUUGCAGCCGUCAAGUGCAUUGAACUCACGGAGGUCAUCAAAAAAGCACUCUCACGUUCCAACUUCAAAACUAGUGAUGAGUCUAGCAUCCUUAGGACCAAACAGCCGGAGAGUGAGGUCUCGCUACCAGAGUGUGUGGAUAGUAGUGAGGGUGUGAUGGAAGUGGAGGAGGUGAAUUCAGCUAGGAAACCAGAGGUUGUCGUCCUGGACGAUAAAACUGCUGAGCUGGGAAUGGGUGGUGCAAACACAUGGGAUCUUGCAGCAGCUGUCAACAAAAACUGGCGUAGUUCCGAUGACGAAACACCACAACCGCAACACAAAUCAUCUAAAAACAAUACAAAAAAGAAAUCCAAGAAAAAAAAGUUAGUGGAAGUUGCACGAGACUCUGGCUCAGAAGAGGAAGAAACGAUGACUAUUACUAGUGCAGACAUUGGUGUUGAUGAGGCGUCAGCCAGCAAAGAUAGCGAUGUAAUGGUAGUCGAGGAUGUUGGUAGGAAUGGACGGAAGAAAAGAAAGGGCUCACUGAAAAGUACAGCAACUGCCACAGCUGUUGGCAAGACGACACAGAGAACUAGUAGUAGACAAAAGAAACAGAAAAAAUAGAGCAGCUAGCUGUUUUAAUAAUGUAUUUUUUGUCAUGUGCAAGUUCACAUGUGCAGAGUUAUGUAUAUAAAAUUAUUAAUUCCGGUA